AAUGAAAUGGAAUAAAGGUGCAAAAGAAGGUAUUGUGGUCGCUGGAGGACAAGGCCAAGGGAAUGCUCUGACACAGUUGUCUUAUCCUAAUGGAAUCUCCGUUGAUACGUUGGGUACACUCUAUGUAGCAGACUCGCACAAUAAUCGUGUAAUGCGUUGGACUCAAGGAGGCAAGAAACAAGGCACUAUAAGUGUGGGUGGAAAUGGCGAAGGAGCAGAAGCAAAUCAAUUCAACUUCCCCAUUGGUUUAUCUUUCGAUCGACAUGGUAAUCUCUAUGUCACCGAUCGUGAUAAUAAUCGUGUUCAACGAUUUUCAAUCGAAUAA
Molecule: messenger RNA, 325 nt
Organism: Rotaria socialis
Lineage: Eukaryota; Metazoa; Rotifera; Eurotatoria; Philodinida; Philodinidae
Source: the annotation of a GenBank genome assembly